This is a messenger RNA of Perognathus longimembris pacificus (Pacific pocket mouse), 3481 nucleotides long. Its product is annotated as serine/threonine-protein kinase OSR1. NCBI's taxonomy places the organism in Eukaryota, Metazoa, Chordata, Mammalia, Rodentia, Heteromyidae. The transcript has 18 exons. The coding region runs from base 305 to 1885 and encodes 526 amino acids. Gene Ontology annotation, molecular function: protein serine/threonine kinase activity; ATP binding. The record is from RefSeq and is a predicted model, not a curated record. Gene Ontology annotation, biological process: protein phosphorylation.
GGGCUCGGGGCGGAGAGGGCGGGACGGCGGCCGAGGGGCCGGGCCUGAGGUGAAUCUGCUUGGCGGCGGCGGCUGGGAGCCACGGGCAGCCUGCGCUCGGGAGUCCAGGCUUGAGUGGGAAGGAGAAGAGCGGAGGCGCGGGACGAGGAGGCUUCGCAGGCCAGGCCCGCCGCUCCGCCGGCGCGGUGACCCCGCGGCUCCCCCGGCCCGGUCCGGCCCGGCCCGGCGCGGCGCGGUGCGGUGCGGCCCGAGGCGGUUGGCGCCGGGAAGACGCGCGGCUUGAGGGACACCUCCGGCGGCCGUCAUGACCGAGGACUCGGCCCCCCUGCCCUGGUCCAUCAACCGGGACGACUACGAACUGCAGGAGGUGAUCGGAAGCGGAGCAACCGCGGUGGUGCAAGCAGCUUACUGCACACCUAAAAAGGAGAAAGUGGCCAUCAAGCGGAUCAACCUUGAGAAAUGCCAGACCAGCAUGGAUGAACUCCUGAAAGAAAUUCAAGCUAUGAGCCAAUGUCAUCACCCUAAUAUUGUGUCUUACUAUACGUCUUUUGUGGUCAAAGAUGAGCUGUGGCUUGUCAUGAAACUGCUCAGUGGAGGAUCGGUUCUGGAUAUUAUUAAGCACAUUGUGGCCAAGGGGGAACACAAAAGUGGAGUCCUAGAUGAGCCUACCAUUGCUACAAUACUUCGAGAAGUCUUAGAAGGGCUGGAAUACCUGCAUAAAAAUGGGCAGAUUCACAGAGAUGUGAAGGCCGGAAAUAUUCUUCUGGGAGAGGAUGGCUCAGUACAGAUCGCAGACUUUGGGGUUAGUGCUUUCUUAGCAACCGGAGGUGAUAUUACAAGGAAUAAAGUUAGAAAGACCUUCGUUGGCACCCCCUGCUGGAUGGCACCAGAAGUGAUGGAACAGGUUCGAGGUUAUGAUUUCAAAGCUGAUAUCUGGAGUUUUGGAAUCACAGCCAUUGAACUAGCCACAGGGGCAGCUCCAUAUCACAAAUAUCCACCAAUGAAGGUCUUAAUGCUGACACUGCAGAACGACCCUCCUUCUUUGGAGACUGGUGUUCAAGAUAAAGAAAUGCUGAAAAAAUACGGCAAAUCAUUUAGGAAAAUGAUUUCCUUGUGCCUUCAAAAGGAUCCAGAGAAAAGACCCACAGCAGCAGAAUUGUUAAGGCACAAAUUUUUCCAGAAAGCAAAGAAUAAAGAAUUUCUUCAAGAAAAAAUACUACAGAGAGCUCCUACCAUUUCGGAACGAUCUAAAAAGGUUCGUAGGGUGCCAGGCUCCAGCGGCCGACUCCACAAGACAGAGGACGGAGGGUGGGAGUGGAGUGAUGACGAGUUUGAUGAAGAAAGUGAGGAGGGGAAAGCGGCCAUCUCCCAACUCAGGUCUCCUCGAGUGAAAGAAACAUCCAAUUCUGAGCUCUUCGCGUCCGCAGAUGCCAUGGGUACUUUGCUCCAAGUUCCAGAACAGAUCUCUGCUCAUCUACCUCAGCCAGCUGGGCAGACACCUCCACAGCCAACCCCCAUUUCCCUCCCUCCCCCUGCAGAGCCAGCCCGGCCGGCCCAGGCGCUGUCUCCCGGAGCAGGUCCUCAGGAAGCCAAGGUCCCUAUUAGCCUGGUACUAAGAUUAAGGAAUUCUAAGAAAGAACUCAAUGAUAUUCGAUUUGAAUUUACUCCUGGGAGAGAUACAGCUGAGGGUGUCUCUCAGGAGCUCAUCUCUGCCGGCCUGGUGGACGGACGAGACCUAGUCAUCGUGGCAGCUAAUUUGCAGAAAAUUGUGGAAGAACCUCAAUCAAAUCGAUCUGUCACUUUCAAACUGGCAUCAGGCGUGGAAGGCUCGGACAUCCCGGAUGAUAGCAAACUAAUAGGAUUCGCCCAGCUCAGCCUCAGCUAAAACCCAGCCGCCCCGCCCAGAGGCGGCCGACAGAUUCCACCUGCUGGGAUCUCUGUGUUUGCUUCUCUUGGCCUCCAUCCACUACUGCCAAAGAAUCCAGCCACCAACCUCCUGGCCGAGAGCUUUCGACUGCCUUCAUCUUUCUGUUGGUCCUGCCAUCAUUUCCCCCUUGUAUCCCACUGAGAAAGGAAAAACAAAACAAAACACCAUUCCCUCUCAAGAGCUCUCCGUUACUAAACCUUCUAUCUACAAUGUCGGCCCUUCCGGUCUCUCCCCGAUCUGGACCCCCCCCCCCCCCCCCCCCCCCCCCGUGUGCCUCAAGGCCCAGCCAAGGACGAAUCUCAGCUCAUUCUUGCCUUACUCAAGCCAUGGCCUCCCCCUGUGGAAUACCUGGGUGGCCAUUUUGGGUGGCCAUAUUGGAUUGUUUCCACCAACCCCACUGGCCCCCCUCCCCAACACCUGCCAGGAUGUUUCGGGGGGCAAGGGCUAGGAUAGGUGAACGUUCCGGGGGAAAUAUAUCUGCCCACUGAAGUGUUAGUACAAAGUUGAUUGUUCAGCUGGAGCCCAUAGAAUUUGAUUCGUGGUUUGGGGCUUUUUUUGUGGUUUUUGUUUUGUUUUGUUUUGGUUGUGUAUGUAAUUUUUAUUUUAUUAUUGUUGCUUUGUACCUAAUGUGAAUUCUAGCAAUCUUUGGGGUUUUUUUUUGGGGGGGGGCGAUAAAAAAAAGCACAACCUCUCUUUGGAGGCAGCCUAAAACCUAUUUGUUGUCAUCGUUGUUGGGUUGUUGUUGUUGCCAUGGUUCCUGUCUUCUGCCGGAGCUGUUUCUCAGGCACCCCCCUCUGCUGUUUUUCUUCCAGAAAGGGGCUGCCAAGCCUUAACCUCAGCUCCUGCAAAACAUCCGAAUAGGACACACUUCAGCCUUCCUCAGAUCCUUCACAAAAGGGUUUUUGUUGUUGUUGUUGAUCAUUGUUGUUUUGGGUUUGUCUGUUUUUUCCUUGCACAAAAAGACAUCAAGGAAUAGCUUCUACAAAAAAGGAAAUGUGGCCAGGGAUACUUUCUGAACCAGGAAACAAAAACUCCUAAGGGGGAAGCAUUUUUCAAAGGUAAAGCAAAACAGCAUGUAGUUGGGCCAUCAGUAGCUUACGCCUGUCAUCCUAGCUACUACUCGGGGAGGCUGAGACACAGGAGGAUCGCAGUUCAAAACCAGCUCAGGCAGACAAAUCCAAGAGACCAUUUACUCUCUCCUGAUCCGCCGAGAAGUCAGAAAUCGCGCUGUGGCUCAAGUGGUAGAGUACCAGCCUUGAGCAGCAAGGCUAAGGAACGGUGCCUAGGGCCCCGAGUUCAAGCCCCAGGAGGGGCACCAAAAGGAAAAACAAACUGAAGGAAAAAAAACCACCCUCUGAUCGUCCUCGGGAAGUUCCUUUGCCAGGCCUCCCAUCCUCGGGCCCACUGUGUGUGCAGGCUUGAGAUUUCUACAGCAAUAAAGGAGACUCGCCCUGGGCCGGGACUAUAGGCUCGCCCCUCAGCCCCCUCUCCAGCAACUGACUCUGGAGUGGGGGUGUCUCAGCCCACCGAACCCGACUUACGACAGACAGAGGG